AUGGAGACGGUAGCGGCAUUUGAUCCCUCAGAGUCUGACAGGGUGGAAUAUGAGGGCAGGAAGGCGGCUUUGGCGCUGCAGCGUGCGCUGAGUGGAGCCAGUUCCUGGUUAACUACAGAAGUUCGCGAUCAACGCAAGUGUGACCACGCACUGUUGCCUGCUGAGUUGCCUGCCAAUAUUCGAGAGAAAGUUGCGAGGAUUCUGCAGGAACGAGGUGGCAAGGAAAAGAUACCCGAUGAAGUUGUGGAUCCCAAAGCGCCCUGGCAUCAGCAACUGGAGCAGCACGUGGCUCGACUGAUGCAGCGAAUGCGCACACAACCGCUGCAAUUCAGGCAAUUGUUGCUCACAGCAGCAUCGGAACCUAAUGCCGAUUGUGUUUCGAACACCAGCGUAACAAGCUUCGUGGACGCUCGCAAAGCAUAUCGUCGUAUCCGUCGAGCUGCUGUGGCUCUCGGUGAAGAGACUUUCUACAUGGUUCGAGGAUUUGUACGACGUAGUGAAGCCAACGGUGUUCUCCCGCAAGAUGCACAAGCAGUACGCUUGGCGUCUUUGUAUAAACUGGAGCUGCGACGGCACGUUACAAUCAGUGCUGUGAUGGAAUGUAUUCAGCAGGCAGACAGCGGGAUCCGCGUAUCCUCUAACAAGAGUCGCAAGGCUACCAAUUCGAGGUUUUCCGUCACUGGAAGCACAAAAUAUAAGCGAUCGUUCCUUCGACGACAGACAAAAAGUGCUCGUGCAUCAGGCAGUGGACCUGGCGAACAAGACUCUGCAGUAUUCGCUCGAGCAGCUAGCGCUCCUGCUGGUGCAGGCCGUAGUGGUCAAAAUACCGAUUCCGAGUCGUCGGACAAGGUCAAAUCCGUUCAUGCCUUCAAGCUGCAGGCACUGGAGCGUCUUCUUGCUAAAAGUUGGCAGGGUAGUAAAUCUGGUAGUAUUGUAUCGCUUCAACCGGUGCCAGUGAGUCCCAGCAGCUUGUCGGAUGAAACGCUAGCUCAGAUCCAAGAGCGAGUGACAGCAUUUCUGUACCACCGGAGUCGUGAGAAUUAUCCUCUUUGGGAUGAACCACCAUUAUCGAGAGAGGAGACAGCUCGACAUUUGCGCACAUUGGUAUCAACGCUUUUAACAACGCCACUGCUGCAAGGUCUAACCAUCGAUCAACUUCUAGAGGUUGCAAGAGCUGCAAGCUACAGAUUCAGAGGCCAACCCAGCUCCAGUUAG
Molecule: messenger RNA, 1215 nt
Organism: Phytophthora nicotianae INRA-310
Lineage: Eukaryota; Oomycota; Peronosporomycetes; Peronosporales; Peronosporaceae
Exons: 2
Coding region: 1-1215 (404 amino acids)
Source: RefSeq, a predicted model, not a curated record